CCCUAACUUUUAUUAUGAAAGCAUUUCCGUUUCGCCUGUCAUUACUCGUUUUCACAUCGCUGACAUGCGUAUCCUCACUUAUUCUGUCUCGCGCCGUGUUCAACAUUUAUAAAUAAAUGUAUUGAUAAAGGCCGAUGGAGCUCCUUCCUAUUCUCGAGCCUGAAGAAACGCCUAAGAACAGACAAUGGUAUGUUCUCGUGCCCACAGGUGCUGGUCCUGGUGUUUCCGUAGGUCACACAUGCACAUUUCUGCCUUCGAAAGAUGGGGGCAAGGGACAUAUUGUAUUGGUGGGUGGGGCCAAUCCCAAUGGAAGCUUCUCUGAGUCUUACAUCAUAAAUCUAGAUACUCACGAAUGGGACAUUCCGGGAUGGGACGGGCUGCAGGCGCGUUAUGAACACUGUGGUUUCGUUACUGAGAGCGACUCGCAGGCCCCGCGUGUGUUUGCCGGGGCCGAUCAGACCGGAAACCUCAACUGCGUUCAAAUCUUGCACACAUCAGAGGAUAUUAAAGGACAUGGUUUGUGGAAGACGGUCCAGGUCAAAGGAACUCCUCCUUCAGCCAGAACGUAUCAUACAAACUCAGCGUGUAUCGGGGACCGACUCUUUGUUUUCUCAGGAGGGGAUGCUGGGGCCACACCUGUUACUGAUCCUCAAGUCCAUAUUUUUGAUACAGUCAGUGCCACCUGGACGCAGCCAGAGACCAAAGGGACACCUCCCGCUCCACGCCACGGACAUGUGAUCGCAGCGGUGGGAACAGUUCUGUACAUUCACGGUGGAAUGGCAGGAGAGAAGUUUUACAGUGACAUGCUCUCGCUGGACACCGAAACUAUGAAAUGGGAGAAGGUGAAAGCUAAAGGAGAUAUUCCUCCAGGAGUGGCAGCCCACGCAUCCGUAACCUUUGAUAGAAACAUCUUCAUCUUUGGAGGAAUGACAUCAGAGGGGGCAACAAAUUCCAUGUUCAAGUUUCACUGUGAUAAACAGCGAUGGACGUUGAUGAAGUUUGAAGGAGAUCUUCCUCCCGGCAGAUUGGAUCAUUCCUCUUGUUUAGUGCCGUGGCGUGUGAAGACGGGAAACGAUGAAGAACACGCAACUCAAAACUCUGAACCUGAUGUUACACAUCUUUGUUUUGUCUUUGGAGGAAUGGACACUCAGGGUUUGAUAUUCAAAGAUUGUCUCGUUACAGUAGUUACAUGACUGCUGUUGUGCUUUCCAAUAAAUUUCUCUCAAAGUUUUGUUGGGCUUUAUCUGUAGUCAAAGAAUUCAUGUACAUCACAAAAGUUUAAAAGUCUCGAGUUUAACGAUGUCCUAUUUUUUUACUAUUAUACCACUUUGACAUUUGACUUAUAAAGUUCAAUAGAAAACUGGAAAUACCAAAGAAAAGAGAUUCAGAGUUUCUGUAACAUGCAUUUUUUUCCACCAUGUAUUUAAAUAAAUAAAAUCAUAGUGACAAAACCAUGAAUUGUUUAGACUUUAAAGUCACCAUGAAAUCAAACAGGAACAUUCCAAGUGUUUUACACAGUGAUUAUUAUAAAUGAUUUAUCUGUGCACGCCAUUGCUUUUUCAAAAUUAAUUUGCACUUGUAAUCUUUAAUCAAAAACAUCAAUCUCCUCUCCCCCACUCAACAACAACUCUUCACCACAUGACGUCAGCAACAAAAAAGAGGUAGAACUAUACUGACUGUCCAAUGGCCAGGCAUUUUUAGCCCUCCCCUGCAGGCCCAACUUACAACCAACCAAUCAAAAAGGGAAGGGCAAAAUAAAGCCCCGCCCUUCAUUUUUUUCUAAUUUCAGAAGCCCAUUUCACUCAGAUAUACGUCACGAUACAAAAAAGUCAAUCGCAAAUUCCGUUUCAUGGUGACUUUAAAUUAAACAAACAUUUCAGUCACCAUUUUAACAUCACAUUUGAAUGAGACAAACGACAGAUGAUCAUUUUGUAUGAAACAUUUAUUUUGUAUUUUUAGUAGAAAUGUCUUCUACAGUUGCCAGAUUUUAAAUAAAUAACAUUCAUAUGUUACAUGACAAUUACCCAGGGCCCAAACCCCAUCUACCCCUCCCUCCUCAAACUGCCCCUCACAGAACCCACCCCCCGUUGAACUGCCUGAGAAUAGCAGCAUCGAGCCUCAAACCAGGCUGACUAAAUCUCCACCUGAGUGAAGAAAAAAAAAACAACAACUCUCCAACGCUCCACAAGUCUUUCCAGAAGAGAUACGUGG
Messenger RNA from Triplophysa rosa, 2211 nucleotides. It is a transcript of the gene rabepk, whose product is annotated as Rab9 effector protein with kelch motifs. Lineage: Eukaryota; Metazoa; Chordata; Actinopteri; Cypriniformes; Nemacheilidae. The transcript is spliced from 8 exons. The record is from RefSeq and is a predicted model, not a curated record. Gene Ontology annotation, molecular function: protein binding. Bases 135 to 1193 code for a protein of 352 amino acids.